Arvicanthis niloticus (Nile rat) is the source of this 3910-nucleotide messenger RNA. Lineage: Eukaryota; Metazoa; Chordata; Mammalia; Rodentia; Muridae. The record is from RefSeq and is a predicted model, not a curated record.
AGAAGAUCUCAUCUCAGGAUGAUGGUGACUUGCCUGAAGGACAGGGCUUCUACAUAUGGAGAGGGGGAAAAGGAUGUCAUCAGGAAGUCACCGGCAGAAGAGAAAUUGUGAAAGAGACCUCACUGUAAAAAAGGCAGCCCACAAGCACCUCAGCCUUCAGAGGAGACUGAGCUCCUCAGAGGACGUGACUGAAGAGCGGACCCUUGCGUCUGUCCACCAAGCAUGGAACCAAAGCGGAUCAGGGAGGGCUACCUUGUGAAGAAGGGAAGCGUGUUUAACACCUGGAAACCCAUGUGGGUUGUACUGUUAGAAGACGGAAUUGAAUUUUAUAAGAAGAAAAGUGACAACAGCCCCAAGGGGAUGAUCCCACUGAAAGGAAGCACUCUCACUAGCCCCUGUCAAGACUUUGGCAAACGGAUGUUUGUGUUAAAAAUCACUACAACCAAACAACAGGACCACUUCUUCCAGGCAGCCUUCUUGGAGGAGAGGGAUGCUUGGGUUCGGGACAUCAAGAAAGCCAUUAAAUGCAUUGAAGGAGGCCAAAAGUUUGCAAGAAAAUCCACAAGGCGGUCCAUUCGUCUGCCAGAGACAAUCGACUUGGGGGCUUUGUAUCUGUCUAUGAAAGACCCUGAAAAAGGAAUAAAGGAACUGAAUCUGGAGAAGGACAAGAAGGUUUUUAAUCACUGCUUCACAGGUAAUGGUGUCAUUGACUGGCUGGUUUCUAACAAGCAAGUUCGGAAUCGCCAGGAAGGCCUCAUGAUCUCUGCCUCCCUGCUCAGUGAAGGGUACCUACAGCCUGCUGGUGAUCUGUCCAAGAAUGCAGCCGAUGGAAUAGCUGAAAACCCUUUUCUGGACAACCCUGAUGCUUUCUAUUACUUUCCAGACAGUGGAUUCUUCUGUGAGGAAAACUCCAGUGAUGAUGACGUCAUUCUGAGAGAAGAAUUCAGAGGGGUUAUCAUCAAGCAGGGAUGUUUACUGAAGCAGGGGCACCGGAGAAAAAACUGGAAAGUGAGAAAGUUCAUUCUGAGAGAAGACCCAGCCUACCUGCACUAUUAUGACCCUGCUGGGGGUGAAGAUCCCCUGGGAGCAGUCCACUUGAGAGGCUGUGUGGUGACUUCGGUAGAGAGUAAUCCUGAUGGGAGGAAGAGUGAUGAAGAGAACCUCUUUGAGAUCAUCACAGCAGAUGAAGUUCACUAUUACUUGCAGGCGGCCACUUCCAAGGAGCGGACUGAGUGGAUCAAAGCCAUCCAGGUGGCCUCACGGACUGGGAAAUAAGGACGUCAAGAAUCAUCAAGGUGAAUCUGAUUGGCCAAGAUUCUACAACCAGGAUAAUGGAGAUGGACAUCAAGGCCAGACUUUGAACUUUUAGUUGGCAUUCUGUUUUGUCCUCACCUUCCUCACAUGCUUCUGGGGUGUAUCAUUCUAAUGUAUUGUUUAUUUAAUAUUCACUUUAGCAAGAGUUCUCAAGCUUUGUAGGUCUGUUCCCCCGACCCCAGCACUCAAAGAAAACAAUAUUGUGUCUGUAUGCCUUGCCACGGGAAGUCUGGAGACCUCACAGAUAGUCCAGAAAAUAUCAAGGCUGGAGGAGGACGAGGCCUUUCAUCCCUUUGUAUUCUGAGUUCUCCCUACUGUUUUUUCUCAGUUGAAUAAAACAAUUGCCAUGAUACUCCACACAAUACAGAAGGCCUCAGCCUACUUGUGUCCCUUGCUCAAUGUCAUUUCUUCAAUGUACAAGGAUGUCAGCUGGGUCCUUAGAAAAGCUGAGCCUGAGAUAGAACAAGGAGUGAAAGAAACAUAUUAAGAAGGGAAAAGAAUGAUAUUAAAACAGACAAAAGUGAAAGGAAGUAGAAAUUGGGUAAGGAAACCAACAAAAAUCUAACAACAGGGUUGGCCUAGAAAGAAUAGCAAGGGACCAUCUUCGCCUGACUGAGCAGUAUAUCAGGUCCUCUGUCUUAUGUGGAGAAGUGACCCAAAGUGACAAUAUUUUUAUGGACUAAUGAACAGUACUGCAUGGUUUCUCUAAUUACACAGAAUCUUACAAGGAAAAAAGACUGAAAGAUCAGAGACAAGGAACUCUUGGGAAGAAGCAUAAGGAUGGACAUCUGGGAGUGGGUGUAAAGUGUGAGGAUAUAUAUGCCAUAUUCUAAAUCCCAGAAGCUUCCAUCCCCAAAUCACUUGGCCUGCAAUCACCAAAGCCUUAGAACAAAGGACAAAUGAAUGGGUGGCCACAGUGGUAGCUAUAGAGGCCACAUACAAGGACAACAGCAUUGGCUUCAACUUUUCAACUUCAUUUAGCUAUUGCCACCAUGUGCUCACAUGUCCAGCAUGUGAGCAGUGAAGACGAGUGCUGAACACUGUGUGGUAUUCUUCAAGGGAAUUAACAAGUUCUCUGAUAAGUUGGCUAUAUUUCAUUCUGAAUGUUUUGUCCUUGCAAGAACAGAUGCUGAAUCUAGCUGUGAAUUUCUCUUUCUUAUUCAGAGUACUCUAUUUAUAGACAAAGGGUCCAUAUACUAUAAUGUCUAGUUAGAUAGCUAUUGUAGUUGGGAGAAGGAAAUAGAUCCAUUUUGUGGGUCUAGUACAUCCCUCAGUCAUAUUUCCUUGAGCCUCUGCCUGGCUCACUAGUUAUCAAUUCUUAAUUCAUGUUAAAAUCAUCCUUCUUAUAUAGCCAUAUUUCUGUGUUUAGACCAGAACCCUACCAUUUAUUGUCUGGGUUCAUUUUAAAAGUCUCCAAAUGGGCUUCCAUACCCCACAACUACGCUCCAAUCUACUUUACAUAUAUUUAUCACUAAACUCCAUAUGAAAUGAAGAACCCUUAAAUAUCUAAUGUUGUUUAUCUUCUAAACCUCAGCUCAUCUCCAACUGUUCCAUUGUUUGUACCAUACCAUAAUCAAUUCAUGAUAGCUCUGACCAAGUGAGUGGACAGUUUAAUCCAUUGGUAGAUUCAAGUCUAUUGGGAGGAGGUAGACCUCUGCAAGGUGGAGGAAGAAGGCCAAUGUGGGUGUAUCCUUAAGGAGCUAUAUCAUGGUCACUCCUGUUAUCACUCUGCAAUGACUCCUCCCUAUUAUAAUGUGCCCUUUCCUGGUUCACCACACUCAGUGACCCUGGUGGACUGAAACUCUUAAAUUUAUGAUCUAAAAAUGACUCCUUCUUCUAAACAAAAUGAUGGGCAUUUUGUCCCAGCAUCAAGUGGAGCACAUAAACAAGGAGGUGUCCUUGUUUUGUCAAACAUUAAUUUCCAUAAAAUUCAGGAGUAAGAUGGAAAACUUAAUAAGAUCUUAUAUUAAAACCAAAAAGUAAACAACUAGCUGGGCAGGCAAGUAGUGUCCACUGGUGCUGUAGAGACAUGACUGGUGGUGGGGGGCAGGAUAACCAAUGGCUUUCUGAUUGAAUCUAAGGCCCACUCCACAGAAGACAAUUCAUGUCUAGUACUAUUGGUCAGAUGCCUGUGUCUGGGGAGGACAUAAGCCCUACCAGGGAGGCUGUUACUAUUGUUUUGUGAAAUACACACGUUGUGCCUAUUAAAUUGCCCUUGAAAAGACCUCAUCUCAUGAGUCCCAAAGCUAAGAAUGUCCUCAGACAAAAUGCAAUGCCUACAUUGUUGUAAUCCUUAUAAUCUAUCUGAUGUUUCUACAAAUGUAUUUGAAAAAAAAUGCCUUGAUUUAGGACUUUGUUCUGUUACUCUGAAAAUUCAUGUAAGUGAUACAACACUGUAGUAGUGUUUUUGGGAAACCUCAAUGUACUUUCCUAAGACAUAGUCACUCAUAUUUUGCUCUAGAAUAAACUCUAAACUUUUAUUCCUUUGAAGGUAAGAGCUGUCUUUUUUUGUGUCAAUCGUGUGGAAGCCCCCAAGUCCUCUCCCUAUGUACUGUGUAUGUCUCCAUCUUGGUGUUCUUGAAUAGAAUCUUUUAUA